Messenger RNA from Alternaria conjuncta, 498 nucleotides. RefSeq lists its product as uncharacterized. The record is from RefSeq and is a predicted model, not a curated record. Lineage: Eukaryota; Fungi; Ascomycota; Dothideomycetes; Pleosporales; Pleosporaceae. Bases 1 to 498 code for a protein of 165 amino acids. The transcript has 2 exons.
AUGUUCCGUGACUUGUCAUCAACGCAUCCGACAAUCUGCGGUCUAGCCGACAUCGGAUUCAAGCUACCAAAAGGCACCAUUCUUGUCGACAUGAUCAAGGUACUAGAGUACCAGUCUAGAUUUCGAGACAUGCCACUAAAAGUCAAACGCUACAUCAAUAGUUGCCUGAAUGUUGACAUGCGCGACGGGGUUCGUUUUGGAGAAAGAUUCGACGCAAGCGACAGUGGCGCACUUGCGUCCGACUUCAAUAAACACGCGCCAAAAUAUGGCCAAACCGACGAGUGGCGUGAGAUCAUCCGUAAGAAAGAAGACCUUCCGGCUGGUACUUUGUUGGGGAUUCUUGGGCCCGAGGCAGAAGCCCACCUGCGGCAGAUUAAAAAGAUAGAGAAGAUAUACACACUAGAGAGGGAUGGGCGCUGGGGAAUCGACGAGGCAAAGCAAGCAAAGGAGGAUUACCAGAAGCAGCUUGCUAUGCUACGCCAACAGACAAUUGAGUAG